AUGUCUCGCCACGAAGAGAGCGUCGCGCUGCGCUCGUCAGGCCCAAGCGCCAGCAACAACGCACUGCCAUCGCCUUCUCGCACGCGUCUACUUGCAACUGCUGGCGUGGGGAGCGGCCCCAGCGCCCCAAUCGAAGCGCAUGCCGUGCGUCUUAAUGUGCUAAAUAGCAGCGUGCAGGAAGCCCGCGAGGCGCGUAAUUCGCGGUUGAUUAUGGGAGCCAUUUCAUUGGUCAAUAUCCCUCAGAUUGUGGCAGCAGUCGUUAUCCUGGCAUCUUAUUGGCAGAAAGAGACACUGUGUUUUCGCAUCCAAGUGUGGGUCUUACUCCAUACGAUACACCUGGCGCUCACGCUGUUGCUCGAGUGGACUCUUUAUUAUUUCAACUCUGCCCGCAGUAAUCGGGCAAUCCGUCUCCGAGAACAGCAUAUGACCAUGUUGAGUCAGCUCAAGUACGGUCUGGAUCUCGCUGGACUCUUUUGGUUUUUGGUUGGCAACAUGUGGGUCAUUAGUGACGGAGCGCGCUGCGACGAUGGGUCAAUCAUGUACCAAUUGGCACUCUGGAUGAUCAUUAUCUCGUACGCCAAGAUCUUUCUGCCGUGUUUGUUACUGCUGGCCCUGCUGCCGAUCCUCUGCUUUUGUCUGCCGUGUGUCAUUCGACUGCUCAACAGACUGCAGGAUCCGAUGAGGGGCAAAGGGGCGACCAAAGAGCUUAUCGACCAGAUUGAGACCAAGACGUACACGCCCAACAUGUUUCUGCCAGAAGACGCAUGUUGCUGUAUCUGCCUGAAUAACUACGAAGCCAGUCAGCCGCUGCGCGUGUUGCCGUGCGGACACCAUUUUCACAAAGAGUGCGUCGACGAGUGGCUGUUGGUGAACUCGACGUGUCCGACAUGCCGUAAAUCCAUAUUUGACGCCGAAGCGGGCGAGGCUGUAGCAACAAGCGAGGGAGACAUGCUGCGACGAGUGUAA
Messenger RNA from Peronospora matthiolae, 966 nucleotides. NCBI's taxonomy places the organism in Eukaryota, Oomycota, Peronosporomycetes, Peronosporales, Peronosporaceae. The record is from the annotation of a GenBank genome assembly.